AUGAACCCUAUUGAGGCAGUAUGGGCAUUUGUAAAAUUGAAAUUGGCUAAAUUUGGUAAAUUAAAAAGAAAUGAAUUAAAAGAAAAGAUAACUGAGAUUUGGUUUUCAAUACCUGAUGAACUGAUUCAGAAUUAUGUUAUUAGCUUUCAUAAAAGAUGUUUAGCAGUUUUUAAUGCAAAAGGAAAUAAUACUAAAUAUUAA
Hepatospora eriocheir is the source of this 201-nucleotide messenger RNA. Lineage: Eukaryota; Fungi; Microsporidia; Hepatosporidae. The record is from the annotation of a GenBank genome assembly.